UUUAUUCCUGGCUGGGCAAAAGAAUCCUAAUGGUACCAGUUAGCAAUAGUGCUUUACACAGACCCCAAUUGCUCUCCAUUUACUUUCUGGAAUCUGGAUAUGCCACUAAAACUUCGAUUUGGCACAUACCUCACUAACUAAUGGAUCCUAUGGAAGCUUCUCAUUGACACCAAUAUUGGUACAGACUCUGGAAGCUUUCCAUUCAUUCACCAUUUCCAAAAGCAAAGCCCCCUUAUGGGUAACAAGGAAAACAAUCUAACUUAAAGCUUUAUUCACAGAGGGGAAGAGGAAUUGGGUAGAGCAGAGUCGAGUUAAUCAUCCAGAAAACAAAGCAUGAAAGCAGUGACUCGUUAAGCAUAUCAGAACCCCUAUUGGGUUGGAACUUGGGUCUCAUGACUGUCAUUUAUGAGAUCUUCCCACUUCGUCUUCUUCUUCAUUAUGAAUGGACGACCCAAAACCCAUAAUGUUUUUCAGAAUUCUUAUAGAGAUAACCAGGAAUUUUGAAUGAGAUCUAAUGGUUUUCUGGGGUCCCGGAAAAUCCGAUCGAACUGUAUUGCUCAGAGCUGGUUUUCAAUUUUCAGAUACUGAUGCGAUAUAGUUAAAAAGCUCGUUGACCAUGAGUUUCACCUUGAGGCUUCAGUUUCCACUUCCACCACGGAAGCCUAAGUGGAUGACGUGGCUCACACUGAGCGGAUGGGUCCCUAUAUAAAUGCCUCUGUGGCACCUAAAAAGGGUUAUUCUCUGUUCCCAUUUCUUCGUUUUAAAGCUCUUCAUUGACGUACCCUUCUACGCGAGUUGCAUUUAAGCGGAUUUCCUGGACGAUCGAGGGUUUCUCUGGUUUCGUUUCUUCGGACUUCACAAACCAGAGACAACCACCGAUCUCUGUCGAUCUCUGGUUCGCCUUUGAAGUGAAACAGAGGACCUUGGAUCUCUUCUUUUGCGUUCUUGCCUCUCAAUUUUGUUAGAUUUAAGGUUAGUAUCUAUUUGUAUACAAGAUGGGUGGCUUCAUAUCGAGAUUUUGGUUUAUGUUGUUUCCGGCGAAGGAGUAUAAGAUAGUGGUGGUAGGACUAGAUAACGCUGGUAAGACAACAACCCUUUACAAAUUGCACCUGGGAGAAGUCGUCGCUACACAUCCCACGGUUGGGAGUAAUGUGGAAGAGCUUGUGUACAAGAACAUUCGGUUCGAGGUCUGGGAUCUUGGUGGGCAAGAGCGGUUGAGGCCAUCAUGGGCAACAUACUAUCGUGGGACUCAUGCUGUCAUUGCGGUGAUAGACAGCACCGACCGUGCAAGGAUCAAUAUUAUGAAGGAUGAACUCUUUCGAUUGCUCCAACAUGAGGAUCUUGAACAUUCAGUCAUUCUUGUCUUUGCAAACAAGCAAGACCUCAAGGAUGCCAUGUCCCCAGCUGAGAUCACUGAUGCCCUUUCACUUCACAGUAUCAAGAAUCAUGAUUGGCACAUCCAAGCUUGUUGUGCCCUCACAGGAGAAGGGUUAUAUGAUGGUUUGGGGUGGAUAGCACAGCAUGUGACUGGCAAGGACUCGAGUUAAGAUAGCCCAGGCUGUGAUAAGGACGAGAAUUAGCACAUUCCCCAAUCCCAUUGUGGGUGCUGUGGAAGGAGAACAACUUGUUUUGUGUACAAUUCACGAGUUUUUUAUAAGCAGAUCUACAGAAUGUAUUUUCGCUUUGAUUGGCUUCAAAACAAGAAAAGAUUUUCAUUUCUUA
Messenger RNA from Macadamia integrifolia, 1722 nucleotides. Its product is annotated as ADP-ribosylation factor-like protein 5. Gene Ontology annotation, cellular component: trans-Golgi network; cytoplasm. The transcript is spliced from 3 exons. The record is from RefSeq and is a predicted model, not a curated record. Lineage: Eukaryota; Viridiplantae; Streptophyta; Magnoliopsida; Proteales; Proteaceae. Gene Ontology annotation, molecular function: GTPase activity; GTP binding. Bases 996 to 1547 code for a protein of 183 amino acids. Gene Ontology annotation, biological process: vesicle-mediated transport; protein localization to Golgi membrane; intracellular protein transport.